Messenger RNA from Drosophila innubila, 483 nucleotides. RefSeq lists its product as uncharacterized. The coding region runs from base 38 to 340 and encodes 100 amino acids. The record is from RefSeq and is a predicted model, not a curated record. Lineage: Eukaryota; Metazoa; Arthropoda; Insecta; Diptera; Drosophilidae. The transcript has 2 exons.
CAGUGGAAUAGUCUAAUCCUCUCAAGAAACUCUCAACAUGAAGCUCCUCAUCCUCAGCUGCCUGCUGUUUACUGUGAUGCUGUGCCACGCCCAUGUUAUCCCAGUGACAGCUCCUGUGCCCGCCCUACUUCCCGUGGCAUCCAGUCAUCAGUUUGUGGCACGCAACUACAAUGGUUAUUAUGUGCCCACGACAACGACAGCUUGGCCAGGGCUGCCACCGUAUCCCAAUACAUACUACAAGUAUAGCGGAGGGUAUCCUAAAUAUUCAUAUCCCUACGGUUAUUCCUAUAACUACUAUCCCAGCUACAACUAUGGUUAUGGAUAUAAGGGCAUCUGGUAAAGAUGGGAGACUUGAAUAUACUUAUAUAUUGUUGGAUUAUACCAUAUUAUUGUGAUAAUAAGAGACAUUUAUAGUGUACCACAUUCUAUAGCUUAUUCAAAUAUUUGUCUACGAGUUAUAUUAAAAAUAAAUAAUACAAUAAA